Nyctereutes procyonoides (raccoon dog) is the source of this 1918-nucleotide messenger RNA. RefSeq names its product BRICHOS domain containing 5 (gene BRICD5). Bases 836 to 1813 code for a protein of 325 amino acids. The record is from RefSeq and is a predicted model, not a curated record. Lineage: Eukaryota; Metazoa; Chordata; Mammalia; Carnivora; Canidae. The transcript is spliced from 4 exons. Gene Ontology annotation, biological process: regulation of cell population proliferation.
GGGCAGGGGUGUCUGAGGAGGAGUUCUGGGAUUCCAGCAUCCUGGGCCCGUUACAGAGGACUGGGUUCAGGAGAAUCAGGAAGACAAGGCACAGAGGAAAGGAAGAGAGGGCCACAGGGUGAAGGGGGUGAGGAGCACACCUCCUGCAAGCUGCCAGGGCCAGGGGGAGCCUUGACUUGGAAUCCACAGCAUCAAGAAGUUGGAGAUGUGAGGAGCAGGGCCACAGGGGAAGUCACCGUGGGCAGGGCAGGGGAUGGCUGACAAGGCUGACCUCACCAUGCAGCCCAAGGUGUGUAGAGUCAGCUGCCUGGAAGCCACUCUGGUCUCAGACCUGUGGGUUGCGGCUGCAGGUACAUAGGACAGGACAGAGGCAGCAGGGACUCCUGUACCCGUCAUUCACAAAACGCUUUUAUUGAUGGUUUGCCAUGUGCUGAGCCCUCAGAAUCUAGAAGUAACUCUAGACACUGGAACAGCCUCCUGAGGAAAAUUAAGUCUGCUCCCAGACUAUAAAGUCGUCCUGCCUUGGGCCUGGGCCACCCUCGGUGCCAAUCUGUGGGACUUGAUUUCCAUGACACAGCCAUGCUCUCUGGUCUGCACAGGCCGGGUGUCAGGGCAGCUAGGCACAGCGACAAGCACCCCCCACCCCCACCCCAAGGAGUGGGGGGGCUGUCCUGGCUGCAACCCUGAUAUCAGGUGGCUGGGCUGGUGGGAAGCAGUGGGGUCAGGAGGGGAGGGGGCCGGGAGCGUUAUUUGGCUCAUCGCAGGUGUACUAAGGUUUCGCUAGCUGACUCCAAGGGGCAGCAGACAAUCACCGCAUUGUCACCAGGGCUGCAGCAUGGAGCAGAGGCACUGCUGUGAGGAGAGCCCCAGGCCCAGGCCUGUCCAGGUGAAGACUAAGCACUGCCAUGGGGGCUGGAGAGCCACUGGCCUGCUGCUACUGCUAGCACUGGCCGCUGCUGGGGCUGUGGCUGGAGGGCUUCUUGGCUUCACGCACAGUCCUCCCAAGCCUCUGCUACAGAUGCUCCGUCUGACCCUCCCAAGCCCUGGGGCAACCUGGCCCAACCAAACUGCCCAGGUGGAUGCGGCCCGGGACGUGGCAACCAUCUGGGUGACCUCAGUGAAGAGCAACCACAGCUGGGCAGUGCUGUUCGAUGGGCCGAGCGUGAGUGGGUUGGGGGUGUGGUCAGCACCCACAGGUGUUGGGGUGGCCCUGACUCACCGGCCUGCCUCCCCAGGGCUGCGUCUGUUACCGGCCCCUGGAACACCAGGCCUGCUUCCUCCGCCUGAUGGAGCCCCGAGAUCGCAAGACCCUACAGCUGCUGGUGAACACCUCAAGGGUAAGCAGCCCCAUGCGGCCAGGCUCCCCACGGUCAGGGGCCAGACAAAGGGUCCUGUGUACGGCCCAGGCCUGGGGCGGGCUGGAGCUCUGGUUUCAAGGAACAGAAGUUCUGUCUUCCCUUGGCUGAGUCUGCUAAGAGUGGAGCGUGCCGCUGGCAUUGGGCCAGCACAUCCAGGGGGAACGCAAACGCCCCUGUGCCGCGGCCCACCAGAGCCUUCUCCGCAGGCUCAAGGGUCUCACGGCCCCAGCCACGACACCCACCAUGCCCAGGAGCUGCUGGCAGUGCUGGGGAACCACGAGGUGGACCCUGCCCUGGUGGGGGAUUCGGUGCGGCACCUUUGCACGAAAACUCCCAUUUACUGGGCCCGUCGAGCAGAGGGUCCCCGGAGGCAGCGGCUGAUCUACCUGUGCAUCGACAUCUGCUUCCCCAGCAACAUCUGCGUGUCGGUCUGCUUUUAUUACCUCCCAGACUAAGUUCCAGCCUGCCCAGCCCCACAGGCCAGCCAGCUGGCCAGCCCCGUCACCGGUCACAGAGGGUGGCUGGCAGCGGGGUCUAAUAAACCCUCCAUCUGGCCGUGA